Molecule: messenger RNA, 1038 nt
Organism: Aplysia californica (California sea hare)
Lineage: Eukaryota; Metazoa; Mollusca; Gastropoda; Aplysiida; Aplysiidae
Product: serotonin transporter
Biological process (GO): sodium ion transmembrane transport; serotonin uptake
Cellular component (GO): neuron projection; membrane
Molecular function (GO): serotonin binding; serotonin:sodium:chloride symporter activity
Source: RefSeq, marked provisional
UGUUGAAUUACGUCAAUAUGACCCCUGGUCCUGAGCUCCCUCUCAUGGACGGCACGCCCACAAAGCUCAUCGACAAGCCAGCCAGCAAGCCGGAACCGGAAAGAGAAUCAUGGGGCAAGAAGAUCGACUUCCUGCUCUCCGUCAUCGGAUUCGCGGUGGAUCUUGGGAACGUCUGGCGUUUUCCCUACGUCUGCUACAAGAAUGGCGGCGGUGAGUUGGCUGUAUGGAUCACGGCCACCCUUCCCUACGUGGUUCUCCUGAUUCUCCUGUGUAAGGGCUGCACUCUGCCAGGGGCUGGCGAUGGUAUUGUCUACUACCUGAGUCCUCAGUGGGAGAAACUGUUGAACCUGGAGAUCUGGAUUGCUGCGGCCGCCCAGAUUUUCUUCUCUCUAGGCCCAGGUUUUGGCGUGCUCCUGGCUUUGUCUAGCUAUAACAAGUUCCACAACAACUGCUACAGAGACGCCCUGAUCACGUCUGCCACCAACUGGCUGAGUUCCCUGGCGGGCUUUGAUGUGGGUCUGAUCUUCGUGGUGUAUCCCGAGGCGGUGGCGACCUUAGAAGGGACUUCGUUCUGGGCCGUCAUCUUCUUCUUUAUGCUGAUCAUGCUGGGGCUUGAUACUACAUUCGGCGGCCUUGAAGCAAUCAUCACAGGGAUCCUGGACGAGUGGACCUUCCUGAGACGUCACCGUGAGCUGUUUGUCGCUGGUCUCAUGCUGUGGUGCUUCCUUGGCGGGCUGGUCACUACUACUUACGGCGGUAUCUAUGUGAUACAACUAAUGGACACAUACGGGGCGCCCAUCUCUAUCCUGUUGAUUGUCUUCUUGGAAGCUGUAGCUGUUUCCUGGAUCUACGGUGUGGAUCGCUUCUCGCACGACAUUGAAACCAUGCUGGGGACAGCUCCUGGACCUUUCUGGAGGGUGUCUUGGACAUACAUUAGUCCUCUCUUCCUUCUGCGAAUCUACCAGAUGAUCACCCCAACAGAGGUCCCCUCUCACGUGCCCAAAAGAGACGCCCCCGUGUACCUCUAGGAGCCCGACA